Nestor notabilis (Kea) is the source of this 333-nucleotide messenger RNA. RefSeq names its product immunoglobulin lambda-like polypeptide 5 (gene IGLL5). Gene Ontology annotation, molecular function: MHC class II protein complex binding. The transcript has a single exon. NCBI's taxonomy places the organism in Eukaryota, Metazoa, Chordata, Aves, Psittaciformes, Psittacidae. The annotation marks the transcript as partial. The record is from RefSeq and is a predicted model, not a curated record. Gene Ontology annotation, biological process: positive regulation of T cell activation; immunoglobulin production involved in immunoglobulin-mediated immune response; peptide antigen assembly with MHC class II protein complex. Gene Ontology annotation, cellular component: MHC class II protein complex.
UCCCUCACAGGCCAGCCCAAGGUCUCUCCCACCAUCCACCUCUUCCCGCCAUCUACCGAAGAGCUCAAGCAGCAGAACAAAGCCACCCUGGUGUGUCUGAUAGGAGACUUCUACCCCGGCGCUGUGCAGGUGACCUGGACAGCUGAUGGCAAAACCCUCAGCAGUGGCAUCGAGACCAGCCAGGCACAGCGGCAGACCAACAACAAGUACAUGGCCAGCAGCUACCUGACACUGAGUGCCUCUGACUGGAGCAACUACAACACCUAUGCCUGCAAGGUCACGCACGAGGCUGGCAAUGUAGAGAAGAGCGUGAAUAGAUCCGAGUGCCCCUAA